UUUCAGGUUACAUUCUUAAGUUUAUGGAAUCGUGAAUCCACGGAAUUUCGUCAAUCAUUAAAUGCAAUACGUAAAGAAUCAGUAGAAAAUUUAUGUAAUAAAAAUCAAGCUAGUUUAUCCAUUGCUGUACAACCACAAAGUGUACAAAAUUAUCCAUCUGGAAGACCAUUGAAAAUACUCCGAUCGGCUCCAUCUCGAUUGUCAGAUUCACCCAAUUUUAAUGAAAUGUAUAAAUCAGCAAAUGUUAACAAAAAAUCACCUCAUUCAUUGGUCAAUUCAAAUGAUCCACAAUAUUACAAUAGACCAAUAGAAUCGAAUGAAAUGCAUCAUUAUUAUCAAUCACCUAAAUCAAAAAAAUCUUCUUACCAACAUCGUAAUACUACUACUCAUAAUGAUUUCAGUAGUCAGUUUAGCUCAGAAACAAAUAGUAAUAAUCAGAAUAAUCAUAAUUUUAAAAUGAACGAUGCACAGCCAACUACUUAUUUACAUGAAAUUGACCAAUUACAAAGGCAACAACAACAAAAACCACGUAAGUCAAAUAAGUAUCGUGAACCUAGGAAAAAGUGGAAAUCAACGUCGUCCAAAGUCAAUUCACAAAAUCAAUACAAUUCAAAUCCACCGCUUUAUCAAUUGCCAAUAAAUCCGUAUUCGGAUUAAAAAUAAUCACUAUUAUUCAUUUUGGCUAUUAGGUUGAUGACACAACCAAAAUAAUUAGACUCUUUUCUAUCUAAUACAGGGUCCUCCAUCCUUUCCGUUAAAGUGAACGGAUUACAAAAUUUAUCCUACUUAUCUACACUAUAUAUAUAUUCACCCUUUGUUUCUGUAUGUUUUAUUUUGCGUUAUUUGACGUUGACAUUUUUGCAAAUCUUUUAUUUAUUUGAAUGACGAUUUUAAAAAAAUGCACACAUUUUGUACACAUGAAUACAUACAUACGUAAUUAAAUACCCAUAUGGCGAUUUUCCUGCAUCAGUGAAAUAAUUUGUUUUUAAAGAUUUAUACUACUUAAUAAUCAAAUCAGUAGGUACAUUUUUAAGCAGUCGAAAAAUGUAACAUGGGACUAAUCAAUAAAUACUUCUUUGCUACCUACCUCAUGACUAUUUAAACAAACAUAUAUAUACAUAUAUACA
This is a messenger RNA of Schistosoma turkestanicum, 1127 nucleotides long. NCBI's taxonomy places the organism in Eukaryota, Metazoa, Platyhelminthes, Trematoda, Strigeidida, Schistosomatidae. The record is from the annotation of a GenBank genome assembly.